Molecule: messenger RNA, 1560 nt
Organism: Eucalyptus grandis
Lineage: Eukaryota; Viridiplantae; Streptophyta; Magnoliopsida; Myrtales; Myrtaceae
Product: serine carboxypeptidase-like 45
Exons: 9
Biological process (GO): proteolysis
Cellular component (GO): vacuole
Molecular function (GO): serine-type carboxypeptidase activity
Source: RefSeq, a predicted model, not a curated record
AUGCAUCUGCAACUAGUGCCAUGGCUUGCCGCAGCAACACUGUGUGCAACACUGUGCUCAAGCUCAACAUUAGGCACCACCUCAGAAGCUGACAAAAUCGCCAGCUUGCCAGGACAGCCCAAGGUUAGCUUCGGCCAGUAUGCAGGGUACGUCACCGUGGAUGAGAAGCAACAGAGAGCCCUCUUCUUUACUUUGCCGAAGCCGAAGCCGACCCGGCUUCGAAGCCUCUCGUGCUUUGGCUCAAUGGAGUUUGCUUUUGUGUUGGGUUUGCACUUUGCAGGGCCUGGUUGUUCGUCCAUUGGACUUGGUUCUUUCAGCGAGCAUGGACCAUUCAAGCCCAGAGGAGAUGUACUACUGAAAAAUGACUAUAGCUGGAAUAAAGAAGCAAACAUGUUGUACCUGGAAUCUCCUGCAGGAGUUGGUUUCUCCUACUCUGUCCAUACUUCUUAUUAUAGCUCGGUCGACGACGAGAUGACAGGUUCUUUUCCUUGCAAAUUGCGAUAUGUUUUUAACAAACUAAAGUGCAGCGAUUAUUUACAGAGGUAAUGUGAAGCUGAAAUUAAGUAUUAAUACCUGCUCUACAAUGCUUCCACAUUUCAGCAAAGAGACAAUCUCGCAUUCCUCCGUAGCUGGUUCGAAAAAUUCCCAGAAUACAAGGAGAGAGAUUUAUUCAUCACAGGAGAGAGCUAUGCAGGUCAUUAUGUUCCACAACUUGCAAUGCUCAUCGUGCAGUCCAAGUUGUUCAAUUUGAAGGGAAUUGCUAUAGGAAAUCCACUUCUCGAGUUUAACACCGAUUUCAACUCACGGGCAGAAUUCUUUUGGUCUCAUGGAUUGAUAUCAGACGCAACCUACGAAAGUUUCAACACAAUGUGCAAUUACUCCCAAAUUCGCAGACAGGCACAGAGCGGCACCCUCACCCCUGUCUGCUCUCGUGUCAACAGUGAAGCAAACAGAGAAAUAAGCAAAUUCAUUGACACAUACGAUGUCACUCUUGAUGUUUGUUUGUCGACAGUUUCUUCACAGUCCGCAGUUUUGAAUAAGCUGCAACAAACAGAGAAGAUAGAUGUAUGUGUACAAGACGAAACCCUCAAGUACUUGAACAGGAAAGAAGUACAGGAGGCUCUGCAUGCUCGGCUGGUUGGAAUCUCUUCAUGGACAGUUUGCAGCGACGUUCUCGAAUAUGAAUAUCAAAAUCUGGAGAUACCCACCAUUACGAUUUUGGGGGAGUUAGUGAAGUCAGGAAUCCACGUUUUAGUUUACAGCGGUGAUCAAGAUUCUGCUAUUCCAUUGCUCGGAACAAGGACUCUAGUGAAUAAUUUGGCAAAGCAGUUGGGACUGAACACAACCGUGCCUUAUAGAGUCUGGUUCGAGGAAAGUCAGGUUGCUGGGUGGACACAAGUGUAUGGAGAUAUAUUAUCAUAUGCAACAAUCAGAGGAGCAUCUCAUGUAGCACCGUUUUCGCAGCCGGAGAGAUCGCUGGUGUUGUUUAGCUCAUUUCUAGGAGGGAGGCCAUUGCCCGAAGGGCCCUUGUCCAAGUCUGCCGUGGAAAAACAUAACUAG